Molecule: messenger RNA, 4022 nt
Organism: Centropristis striata (black sea bass)
Lineage: Eukaryota; Metazoa; Chordata; Actinopteri; Perciformes; Serranidae
Gene: pld1b
Product: phospholipase D1b
Exons: 24
Coding region: 487-3600 (1037 amino acids)
Biological process (GO): cell motility; intracellular signal transduction; phosphatidic acid biosynthetic process
Molecular function (GO): phosphatidylinositol binding; D-type glycerophospholipase activity
Source: RefSeq, a predicted model, not a curated record
GCAUAUAAAUAUUUGACCUGAGAACAGUGAGAAGUAAUUUUUUUCACAUGGAUUUUUAGUAUACCAUUGAAUAAUGACUGAAUACAUAAGCUUAAGCAACAAAAAUAUUGUUUAUUGUUUUUUCGGGCUAACGUCCACGCUAGCUAGCACACUAGCCGCUAGCUGCUAUACGUUUAGCAUUGAGGUGAUACUUGAGGCUGGAUGUGCUGCGGUGAUAUGUGAAUUCCUUGUUGCAUAGCAACACAACCAUGCUCUUCAGCUUCUUCCUUCAUGUUCACUGUGGUUUGUUGUUGUCUGAACUCAUGAACGCUAGUUGGUGCUCCAGUAUAAUCGGUCCACCGGAAACUCAUCCAGUGAGAAACGUUCCGCGGUUCAAAAAUAAGUGCGAUUAAAAUGCGUUAAAGUCCCGGCCCUAGUUUUAACCCUUUCUCCUCCCCCCUACCUGUGUCUCCAGGUGAGCCCCGGGCUCCAGACUGAGUGCUAGCCAUGUUGCGGCAGUCCGACAACGCGACCUCCAGCACCCUGGAGCUGGUGGCCAACGAUAUGACCGGCAUCAUGGAGAAACUGGACACCCGCGAGCUCGACCUGGAGGACGGAGAGUACGACACGACGGACGAGCCCACCCCAGCCGAGCGCUUGCCGUUCUCCGUCAUCUACCACACGGUGGGCUUCAAGGAGUCCGAGGCCAAAGUCUUCCUGUCGUCUCCCAUCACCGCCAAGAUCCUGGAGGUGGAGCGCUUCACGGCGGCUCAGGACCGCUUCUACGUCACCUCGCAGAGGAGCGUCAACAAGUCGCUGCCGGCGGUGUUUAAGAUCGAGCUGAAACACGGAGAGUUCACGUGGCUGGUGAAGAGGAAGGAGAAGCACUUCAUGGACCUCCACAGAGAGCUGAGGACCUACAAGACCUUCAUGAGGCUGCCGCUGCCCACACGCAGUCACACGGUGAAGAGGCAGACGGCGGCAGAAGGAGUGAGGCAGAUGCCCAACCUGCCCCGAGGAGGAGGAGACGAGCUGGGCCGAGAGGAGCAGGUCUCCAGCCGCAGGAGACAACUGGAAGAUUACUUGAAUAACCUGCUGAAGAUGCCGAUGUACAGGAACUAUCACGCAACGAUGGAGUUCAUUGAUGCCAGCCAGCUGUCGUUUAUCCACGAUCUGGGACCAAAAGGCCUAGAAGGAAUGGUGCUGAAGAGAUCCGGCGGCCAUCGGAUCCCCGGGAUGAACUGCUGCGGUCGGAGCAAGAUGUGCUACCGCUGGUCCAAACGCUGGCUGGUGGUGAAGGACUCGUUCCUGCUCUACAUGAAGCCCGACUCGGGCGCCAUCUCCUUCGUCAUGCUGUUCGACAAAGAGUUCUGCAUCAAGAUGGACUCCAAAGACACAGAGACCAAACACGGCAUCCGGAUCGACAGUCUGUCCAGAUCCCUGGUGCUGAAGUGCACCAGCUACAGACACGCCCGCUGGUGGGGUCAGACCAUCGAGGGCUUCGUCCAGAAGCACGGCUCGGCCUUCCUCAAAGACCACCGCUUCGGAUCCUUCGCCAGAGAGGAAGUCAACAUCCCCGCCAAAUGGUAUGUGAACGGGAAAACCUACAUGGAGGACGUGGCCGACGCUCUUGAAGAAGCCAAAGAGGAAAUAUUCAUCACAGACUGGUGGCUGAGUCCAGAGAUCUUCCUGAAGAGGCCCGUUGUCGAGGGCAACCGCUGGCGUCUGGACUGCAUACUGAAACGCAAAGCGCAACAAGGCGUGCGUAUCUUCGUGAUGCUGUAUAAGGAGGUGGAGUUGGCUCUGGGCAUCAACUCCGGCUACAGCAAGAGGACGCUGCGCCACCUGCACCCCAACAUCAAGGUGAUCCGCCACCCGGACCACGUCUCCUCCGCCGUCUACCUGUGGGCGCACCACGAGAAGAUCAUCGCCAUCGACCAGUCGGUGGCGUUCGUCGGAGGGAUCGACCUGGCGUACGGUCGCUGGGACGACCGGGAGCACCGGCUGACCGACGUAGGGAGUGUUACACUCUCACACCUGGAGCAGGCUGCGGCGGCGUCCUCCACCAGCGCCGCCCCGGCCAACGGCAGCGGCGCUCCGCAGAACAACGGGAAAGGAAUCUUCACGGUGACGGACUCGGGGGACCAGCCCAAGCUGAAGGGGCAGGGCCGCAUGAAGAGGACCAGGAUGAGCAUCAAGAGACACCUGCAGAAACACGGGCUGGCCCACGCCGACAGCGACAGCGACCUGGAGAACGAAGAGAGGAGCGGCUCGGUGCGCAGCCUGCAGACCGGGGUCGGGGAGCUGUUUGGAAACACGCGCUUCUGGCACGGGAAGGACUACUGCAACUUUGUGUACAAGGACUGGAUCCAGCUGGACAAACCGUUCGAUGAUUUCAUAGACAGACACACGACUCCCAGAAUGCCCUGGCACGACAUCGCCUCGGUGGUUCACGGGAAAGCAGCUCGGGACGUGGCCAGACACUUCAUCCAGAGGUGGAACUUCACUAAGCUGGUGAAGCCAAAGUACCGCUCUCUGUCCUACCCGUACCUGCUGCCCAAGUCUCACACCACGGCCGGAGAGCAGCGCUACCAGGUCCCCAACUGUGUCCCCGCAAAAGUCCAGAUCCUUCGCUCGGCCUGCGACUGGUCGGCCGGCAUCAAGUACCACGAGGAGUCCAUCCACAACGCCUACGUCCACGCCAUCCAGAACAGCGAGCACUUCCUCUACAUCGAGAAUCAGUUCUUCAUCAGCUGUGCAGACAACAGAUACGUGUUCAACAAGAUAGGAGACACGAUCGCCGAACGCAUCAUCAAAGCAUAUAGGGAGGGUAAGAGGUACCGGGUGUACGUGGUGACUCCUCUGCUGCCGGGCUUCGAGGCCGACAUCAGCACCGGAGGAGGCAGCGCCAUCCAGGCCAUCAUGCACUUCAACUACAGGACGAUGAACAGAGGAGACCACUCCAUCAUCUCACAGCUCCGCAGGGAGAUGGGAGACCAGUGGAUGAACUACAUCUCCAUCGCUGGUCUGAGGACUCAUGCCGACCUGGAGGGGAAGCUGGUGACGGAGCUCAUCUACGUCCACAGUAAGAUGCUGAUCGUGGACGACCGCACCGUCAUCAUCGGUUCUGCUAACAUCAACGACCGCAGCAUGCUGGGGAAGAGGGACAGCGAGGUGGCGGUGAUCGUGGAGGACUCAGAGAUGGUUGCCUCGGUGAUGGACGGCCAGCAGUACCAGGCGGGAAAAUACGCCCUGCAGCUCCGCCUCGAGUGCUUCAAGAUGAUUCUGGGCGCCCAUGCUGAUCCCUCCAUCGACGUGUCUGAUCCCAUCAGUGAUCAGUUCUAUAAGGAGGUCUGGAUGGCGACCUGCGCUCGCAACGCCACCAUCUACCAGAAGGUUUUCCGCUGCCUGCCGUCCAGCGACGUGCGCAGCAACCUGGAGCUGGAGGGGUACCUCGCCAAGCCGGGCCUGGACCGCGAGGACCCGGCUCGGGCCCAAGAGGAGCUGAAGAAGAUCCGCGGCUUCCUGGUCCAGUUUCCUCUUCAAUUCCUGUCCGAGCAGAACCUGCUGCCUCCCAUCGGCUCCAAGGAGGCCAUGGUGCCCAUGGAGGUCUGGACCUGAGCCCGGGGGCCCUCCUGGGGCCGGGGGACCCUCCUGAGGCCCGGGGACCCUCCUGAUCCAUGUGUUCACACACAGCAGGUGGAAGGCUGACCGCUUCAUCACGUCACACUGGUGCCAUUUAGGAAGUCAUAGUGGCUGAAUUUAAUCCUCUAAAAGUACUUUUCAUAGACCUCUAUGGCUGGCAGUGAACACAAUGUCAACAAACUGUAAUAAUAAUAAAAACCUGGUGUUUGUGCAGUUAAAACCUCAUAAAAAACAGCUUUAGUUUAUUCCAUAACGCAUGAGCUACCACAGAGGAUUAAACAUUAGACAUAAAUAAACACAAUUAAAACAGAAACAUAAAUAACACACACAAGUUAAAAACAUUAAUAAGUAUAAAUGAAAAAGAAAAUAAUUAAGAUCCACAGCCAAACAGACACACA